CCCGUUACUCUGUCACUAGGGUUUCUGAUUCUCUGAGCUAAAAGAAGAGUAGCGGCGGCGUAACACGAGUGAAGAUCACGAUGGCAAGGAUUAAGGUUCACGAACUGAGGGACAAGUCGAAGAGCGAUCUUCAGAACCAGCUUCAGGAUCUCAAGGCUGAGCUCGCUCUCCUCCGUGUCGCUAAAGUCACCGGUGGUGCUCCCAACAAGCUCUCUAAAAUCAAGGUUGUCCGGAAAUCCAUAGCUCAGGUGUUGACCGUGACCUCACAGAAGCAGAAAUCUGCUCUAAGAGAAGCAUACAAGAACAAGAAGUUCAUCCCUCUUGAUCUCCGUCCUAAGAAGACCCGUGCUAUCCGCAGACGCCUCACCAAACAUCAGCUCUCUUUGAAGACCGAGCGUGAGAAGAAGAAGGAGAUGUACUUCCCGAUCAGAAAGUACGCUAUCAAAGUUUAAAUUCGUUCUACUAGAAACUCUGUUUCAGCUUUUUGUUGUGUUUUUGAUGCAAACUUGUUUUGUUCUUCGCUUUGUGCUCUUUUCUCAAACAGUUUCACCAACUUUGAUUAUGGUUACCAUUGAUAUUUUGCAUUUUCUUAACUC
Messenger RNA from Raphanus sativus (radish), 596 nucleotides. RefSeq names its product 60S ribosomal protein L35-1. The transcript has 4 exons. Gene Ontology annotation, biological process: maturation of LSU-rRNA from tricistronic rRNA transcript (SSU-rRNA, 5.8S rRNA, LSU-rRNA); translation. The record is from RefSeq and is a predicted model, not a curated record. Gene Ontology annotation, molecular function: mRNA binding; structural constituent of ribosome. NCBI's taxonomy places the organism in Eukaryota, Viridiplantae, Streptophyta, Magnoliopsida, Brassicales, Brassicaceae. Gene Ontology annotation, cellular component: cytosolic large ribosomal subunit; ribosome. Bases 81 to 452 code for a protein of 123 amino acids.